Molecule: messenger RNA, 1609 nt
Organism: Acanthoscelides obtectus
Lineage: Eukaryota; Metazoa; Arthropoda; Insecta; Coleoptera; Chrysomelidae
Source: the annotation of a GenBank genome assembly
CUGUGCGAUCGGCUUUAUCGGCGCCAGGGGAGAAAUCAUCCCUUUGGGAAUUGCCGUUCAGUCCGUCAGUCGCGGUUUUACCUUAUAAUCAGUCGCGGUCGACGGUAGACACGGAAUAGUGAGUUAACCUUGAGCUUAACCGCAGAAUAUAUCUUUCAGGAAUACCACUUGCGACAUAACUUUUGACAUGUUGAGCACUGGGGUAUGCAGACGUUUGUUCAGAAGAUUACCCGUUUCCACAUAAUCACCAACAACGUCCACCAUGGGUGAUCAGAAGCGACAGAGAUCUGAGUCGGUGAUCAAGUUACUGAACCAACGGAAGGAGUCCAAGCUCUGGUAUGAAGAGGCCAAUAGUCAUAUCAAGUCUGGAAACUGGGAGAAAGCUCUUCAUUCUUAUAAUAGGGCAGUUGAGUUGAAUCCCACCGAAAAGAACGCCCUAGUUGCCCGCAGCAAAUGCUACAUCCUUCUGGGUCAACCAAAGAAAGCUUUGGAAGAUGCUGAAUCUGCGCUUCAGAUUGACAAGACCUUCAUCAAGGCUGUCUACCAAAAAGCCGAGGCACUGUACUUCCUGGGCGACUUUGAGUUGGCCCUAAUGUACUACCAUAGAGGGCUUCACGUCAGGCCGGAUCAUGAAGGGUUUAAGUUAGGGGUACAAAAGGCUCAGAAUGCAAUAGAGAAUGCUUUGGGAAAUUUCAGUUCCGGGUUGAGGUCUAAGGGUACCUCUGGUAAAAGUACAGCUAGAGCGACUACAAUUACGACUAAGGAAGAAGAAAAAGUUGAAGGCUCUUGCUCAAAGUCAAGUCACCGUAGCGCGGCAACUGCUUCAACUCGUAAGUCAUCAAAAAACAGGCUGAUCAAAGGACUUGAGGCAGAUAAGGAGUACCUGAGCAACCUAUUAAACAAUCCUGAUAUCAAGUGCAAGUUCAAAGAAAAUAACUCCGAUAUAGAAACUUGUAUCAAAGAGACUGUUGAGUAUUUGAAUGAAAGGCAAGAAUUCUGGAGGCAACAGUUACCUCCAAGUUAAAUACAUAAUGCUCUUAGUAUAUGUACAGUAGGUACCAAAACUAGUUAGUUUAUAUUCUUCGUUUUUCUCAUGUUAGUAAAUAUUAGAAACAAGUUUGUCUAAGCUACACGAGCCCUUUUUCAGCACCUUUAAAAUAUACCCGAACUACUAAAAUGCAUGGUUUUCAUUUGUUCCAAGUUUUUCUAAGAUGGAAACAACGUUACGCAUUGUUUUUUGAUUCGGACUGACAGCGUAUUUUAUUAGUCCAAUAAAUAGUGUUAUUAAUGUUAUUGCUAGAUAUGCUUAAAAAAUAUUAAAAUAUUAGACUUCGUAUAUUGUAUAAGUACCACUAGAAUUAAUUAUUUCAUUUACGCUUCACCUUCAGACUUCCAAAAGCACCGUGAGUAAAUAGUGAAUCAUCUUCUAUAGUCGGGUGACAUAUGCUUGAUGAUGAUAUUAUAAGAUUGUAAUAUUAGUCAUUCUACUGAAUCGAGAUUGUAAUUAUGUAAAUUUUUUUGGUUGAAUUUGUAUAUACAUUAAUAAAAUGUUGUUGACACAGUGAUAAAUCCCACACCCAAUUUCCAUUCCUCACAGAUAUUAACAAAG